CAUUAAUAAAUGGUAUUAUCGAAGAUGGCAUAAUUUCAUUCAUUUUUCAAUUUUUCAUAUUCAUAUUAUAACAUGUAAUAACGUUCAUCGACUAGGCGUCAUUUCCAUUCCAUUUCUUGGCACCUGCCACCUAUGACUUUUGGUCAUCGGUUAAUAGUUUUUGUUUGUUAUUCGUGAUUCGUGAUUUUCACGUUCACUUAUAACCGUUUUCCGUACUCCACUUUUUAUGUCUCAUAGUGCUGCACUAAACUAAAAGUUUUCUUCUGAAGUGAAGUGGCGUGGACACAUGGUUGUCGGUUCUUUCCUGUUAAGAUACCAACGACAACCACAUCCGUAUUGAUUGUUCAAAUUAAUUUUGACAUACAGUUCAAUUAAAAAAAAAAAAAGAUAUAUUCUGACCUACAAAGCAAUUUAUCACAAUGAAAAGAAAAAUGAAUUUAGGUCGUUCAUCAAAUAGAAUAAAACGUCAACGUUUACUCAGAUUAAGUCAAAAUAACAAUGGCUCGCCAGAUAACUGCAAUAUUAAUAGCGAAAUUCAACCACGUGUUCCACGGCAUCGCAUGACUAUGAUGACCAACCAUGAUGAAGGUUAUAGAAAUAUGCUGGCUAGCUUCCGGACCAAUGACUUGCAAGCACUAUUGGGAGCUUUCGGUCGAAAUAAAGCAGGACGAAAAUCUGAAUUAAAAGAUCGGGCACUUGAAUUGUUAAGAACUAGACCAACUGGCUUUAACCAUGCAGCAUAUGUAGCAAAAAUAUAUGAAAUUUAUCGUUCCAUGCAAUCAGAUUUGCCUCAUAAUAAUGAUAUUAUGAUGCGUAGUUUAUUAUCAACCCAACAAAGGCAAAUGAUGAACAUGGGGCAGAUACAGAACCCACAACAAAGAAUGUACCAACCGCCACAAUAUCCUCAACAGUCAAUGCAUAUGACCAGAGCUGGAUUACCACAGGUUAUGCCUCAAAUUCAAAGAAGCAUUUAUGGUAAUCCCGUUGGAGCAAAUACUAUGGCUAACAAUAACAUUCAAUAUAUAUCUGGUAGUUAUCAGCCUUCUGGAUCUCGUUCUAUAGCAUCAUCACAUUUAUCCUCAAAUCAACAAAUGAAUGCUGUGUCACAAGAUGGAUUGGGGUAUGAUAAUAUGAAAGGACCAUCAGGUGGAAACAAUCUAUACAUUCCAUCUCCUGAAAUUGUAGCCCAAAUCAAGUUCAAAAAGUUGCCAUUCUAUGAGAUUAUUAGCGAGAUCAUUAAGCCAACUUUCCUAGCUGGUACUGACAGAUGUACAUUACAAAACUUUCCUAGAGGUAUGAAAGAAUCAUCAUUCAAAUUUUUUUUAGCUACUGAUGACGUCAAUCUUGUUACCAUGAAUCGUGAUAUUAGCCCAGGAAAAAAUGAGUAUAUUUAUCAGUUCCAGAUUCGAAUUAGUCAGUUAGUGGAACCUAUAAGUAAUGAAGUAACAGAUUUUAUGCCUCUUGGAUUACACAUUCGAGUUGGUAUAAAAGCAUGUCCAUUGCCACCUACUGCUCCUAAUACUCGUCCAGGAGCUGAAUCCAGACGAACGCCAAGACCUAUCAAUUGCACACAACUUAUGAAACUUGCUCCAAUCGUUCCCAACUCAAUUUAUGUAAAUUGGACUCCUGAUGGAAAAAACUAUAUUAUGUGUUUGAAUCUUGUAAAAAAAUUAACUUCAGAAACGUUGAUAAAAAGACUUCAAGAUAAAGGAGGUAGGAGUUCAGAAGAGACCAAAAACUAUAUAAUUAAAAAGUUGGCAGAUGUUGAUCCAGAUUUGGCCACUACAUCUUAUCGAUUUUCUUUGGUGUGUCCAUUGGGUAAAAUGAGAAUGAAGAUACCGGCAAAAUCUAUCCAUUGUGAUCAUUUACAAUGUUUUGAUGUUAGUACAUUUAUUUUAAUGAAUGAAAAAAAGCCAACAUGGAUGUGCCCAACAUGUAAUAAACCUUGUUUGUAUGAUGACAUCCAAAUAGAAAAUUAUUUUUUGGAAGUAGUUUCAAGUCCAACACUUAAGGACUGCAGUAAGGAAAUUGAAAUUUUGGCUGAUGGCACAUGGAUAGUUUAUGAAGAAACUAAAGAGACAAAAGCUUCAAAUAGUACUCCUGAUAAAAAAUUAAAACCUAUUGAUUCUGUGGAUUUAGAUAGUGAYGAUGAAAAAUCUGAUGAUCAAAAAGCAGAACUUAACCCUGUAAYUGCUAAAAGCCAAGAAUCCGAAAACUUAAACUUUGUUGAUUUGACAUUAAGUGACGAUGAAGUAGAACCACCAAAAGAAAAAGAUAAACAGGAAAAUGAGGCACAAGCUGCUGAUGCUAUACAACCAAUUGCUGUAGUUGAUUUGAAACCACAAGCUCAAGUACAGCCGCAACAAGCUGUAACUAGUUCUGAGCAAGGAGUAGUAAUUGAAAUAGACAGUCCAUCCCCUCCUUCAAGUCCUAUCCCUACAACAGAAGCCUCAUAAUUUUUUUURUCUUUCUAUAUUUUUUUUUAUCAUUAUGUAAGUUAAACAAUUUUAAGAUUAUAAACUUUUAACAUUUUUCUGAUGUAUAAGUUCUACGCAUAUGACAUACAAACAUAACGUAAAAUUAUAACGUAAGAAUUCUUAAGAUGUUACAUUUCUUAAAUAUUAAUAUAAUAAAAUCCAUUUUUUCUUACA
Messenger RNA from Diuraphis noxia (Russian wheat aphid), 2651 nucleotides. RefSeq names its product E3 SUMO-protein ligase PIAS2-like. The record is from RefSeq and is a predicted model, not a curated record. NCBI's taxonomy places the organism in Eukaryota, Metazoa, Arthropoda, Insecta, Hemiptera, Aphididae. Gene Ontology annotation, molecular function: SUMO ligase activity; zinc ion binding; transcription coregulator activity. Gene Ontology annotation, cellular component: chromatin. Gene Ontology annotation, biological process: protein sumoylation; regulation of transcription by RNA polymerase II.